UGGAUGAGAAAGGUUGUGAUGGGUAAAUGGGGAGGGCAAGAUUCUCAACGCCACCCCUCUUCCAAUCAAAGCUCCUCUGUUUCUCUCUCAUCUACCUCUUCUCCUCUCUCUUCUUGGCCCUCCAUUUCACUUUCUCCACCUCCAAAUGCAUUUUCAGAUCAUCCCCCUUCGACCCUCUUCAGCCCCCUCUCUUCUCUUAUCCUUCCACUUAUGGAGAACACAAGCACGCCAUUCCCACCACCCGUUCCUCCUGCGAUUCCCCUGUUUUCUUCUCAGAUUACUGGGAUGUCGUCAAGGAAAUGCAUCGACUACUGGAGAAUUCCACGAGUUUGGGGGCACGGUCUCUGAGGUAUAUGCAGGGGAAUGCUGACAGUUUUGGUGGGAAUUUGAGCUUUCACAAGAGGAUUUCUUAUUUUGAUCAUCCCCAGAAUGAACCUGAAAAUGAAAUCCCAUGUGGAUUCUUCCGAGACUUUCCGAUCACUAGCUCUGAUCAAAUUUCCAUGGAAAAGUGCGACGGGAUUGUUGUAGCCUCAGCUAUAUUCAAUGAUCACGACAAAAUCCGGCAGCCAAGGGGCCUAGGAUCCCAAACCCUGGACUACGUAUGUUUCUUCAUGUUUGUAGAUGAUGUUACUCUCAAGACAUUACAUUUCCACAAAAUGACUUCAAGAGAAUCCGAGGAACACAAGAUUGGUGCAUGGAGGGUUGUUAAGGUCUCGAGCGAGCACUUAUACGAGAACGCUGCAAUGAAUGGAGUGAUACCUAAAUAUUUAGUGCACCGUCUUUUUCCAAACUCGAAAUACAGCAUGUGGAUAGACGCAAAGCUGCAGCUGGUGAUCGAUCCGCUUCUUUUGAUCCAUUCACUACUCGUGAAGGAGAACAUGGACAUGGCUAUAUCUAGACACCCGUAUUUCCUUCAUACAAUGGAAGAGGCAAUGGCAACUGGUAGAUGGAAGAAAUGGCGGGAUGUUAAUGGACUAAAGGUGCAAAUGGAGACGUACUGCGACAACGGCUUGGAACCAUGGAGUUCAAACAAGCCUUAUCCCACAGAUGUUCCAGAUAGUGCUCUAAUCCUGAGGAAGCACAGUGCAGCCAGCAAUCACUUCUCCUGUCUUAUGUUCAAUGAAUUGGAAGCAUUCAACCCAAGAGAUCAACUGCCCUUUGCAUAUGUGAGGGACAACAUGAACCCAAAGCUGAACAUCAACAUGUUUGUGGUUGAAGUGUUUGAACAGGUGGCAGUUGAGUAUAGACACAACCUUAAGCAGGGUGGGGCCAGCGUGGGACCCAAAGUCAACAUGGUGACCUCUGAUUGGUUAGCUAAUGGGAGGAGUAGUAAAUGUGAAGGGUAUCUUCUAAAGAUGUGGGGGGAAUCCCACGGGUGAUUUUUGUCUGUCCUCCUUUAAUUAACUCAUAGUAUCAAUUUGCUGUUCCACAGAAUGAAAGAUAACUAACCAAACGACCCCUCACAGGAAAAGCUGACAAUAGCUGAACGAGUUGGCAGUGAGUGUUUUUGUUUGGUAGGCAUGGCCAAUCAUAUCGCUCAGCUGGUCUGUUUGGAUUUCAAGAUUCAUUUUUUCUUUUCUUUGACACUGUUUUUAAUGGCCAAAAAUUUUAUAUAA
Messenger RNA from Sesamum indicum (sesame), 1616 nucleotides. Its product is annotated as transmembrane protein (DUF616). Lineage: Eukaryota; Viridiplantae; Streptophyta; Magnoliopsida; Lamiales; Pedaliaceae. The record is from RefSeq and is a predicted model, not a curated record.